AUGGCAACACCGUCGGAACUUGGAGUGAACCCCAAGCUGCCGACGUGGGAUGGCGAUUGGCGUACGUAUGCUGACUUCCGUUUGGCAUGCCUCUUGGAGAAAGUUGGCUUGAAGGAAGAAGAUCAGCUGACCCUCGCUCCUCGCUUGGCGAGGAAUCUGACGGGCAAGGCUUGGGAGGCCUGCGCCGACAUUGACCGAGCUGAACUCCGCAAGAAGGAAGGACUCGACUACCUCCUCAAGUACUUGAAGGAGAAGCGGGGCAAGCAGCAGGUUGAUAUCUUAGGUGAGGCCUUUGAGAAGUACUUUCAGUCAGGUGACGCCAUUCGUCAGGACCGUGAAUGCCUAACGGACUUCGAGCAGCGCGUCUCCGUGCACUUCCGGGACAUUGCCAGAGCCUUGCAAGAGAUGGGGACCUCCGUGGAGGUACCGUCAGAGAUCUACGGCUGGUUCCUGCUCAACAAGCAUAUCCGGCUGGAGCCUUCCGACGUGGCGACUCUCAAGUCGCAGACGGCCAGCUACAAGCUUGCUGAUGUCUGGAAGGCAUUGCGGAAGAUGUGGGGUGGAGACAGCCUGGUAGUGAAAGACCAGGAAAGAAAGAAGUCCGCCAAGGCAUACAUGGCAGUUGAGGAGUACGAGGAUGAAGACGGUGAUGGAGCCGGAGUAUGGUGGACCGACCCCGAGGACGAUGGAGCCCUGGAGCCAGAGGACGAGGAAGCGACCGAGAUCUGGUUUGAGGAGGCGUUAGAAGCACUCCAGGAGAACCCGUCCGAUGAGGUUGUCCUGGCAAACUUCAACGAAGCAAAGAAAGCCUUCUACAAGGACGCCAGAAAGGCCUUGGAUCAGAGUCGGGUCAACCGCGGCUUCUACCCGAACACCAAAGGUGGCAAAGGCCGAGGACCCGGAAAGGGAAUCGGUGUCGGGUUGGUGUACACCAACUGGACGGACGAUGAGGCGCAGCCGCUUCUCACGGGCGCGGUGACCGAGCACAAUACGCGAGCCAUUGUGGACUGCGGCGCCUCAGAGAGCAUUACUCCAUUCCGAGCUCGAGGGCCUCUCAGAAAGACCUUCGUCUUCGGCAACAACGAGUCCAGUCAGGCCUUAGGACAUGCCACAGUGACGGCCGGAAUCCAUGGUCGAGAGCAGAAGCUGGGCGUGCAUGUGGUUGAAGGACAGACGCCGUUGCUCCUUUCCGGCAAAUGGCUGUACGAGCAGAAGGCCAUCAUCGACUUUGGGCGCGGUCAAGCCAUCUUCCCGUUCUUGGGCCAGGAGGUGAUCCAGCUCGAGCGGGCUGCCACGUACCACCUCUUGAUGCCCGUCACAGCCUUCGAAGGACAUGACAAAGCCCGUGCACUCACCGCAGUGGCGCAGGAUGCAGCCGGUCCUCUCCUGAGGGCCUGUGCCCAGAUGUUCGACGCAAAAGAAGAAGCUGAUUCACCUUUAGCCACGGCAGUGGAAGAGGCUGGAGGACAUGCGUACCGAAUGGGGUUGCACAGUGGUUAUGACCUGGCUACUAAGGCGGGUCUGAAAAAAGGCACUGGCUACGCUCCGGAAGAAGCCGAACAACUCAAGCAAAGAGCUCACGGUCGUUUGAUCCUUCGCAGCUGCCUGAAGCUAAUCCAGGUGCAGCGUCAGGAGUUGCAGGGUGAAUCUGGUAUGGGGCCAGAUUGCCAGGAUACACAUGUCGGCGGAGAGCAGCCUCUUAGUGCAGCGUCUUGGAAGGAGCCUUCAGUGAAGCUUAUGGUGAGACUUUGCGGGGGAGAGCGUUUCAGAAUUGAGGAUUGUCGUUAUGGGGCUGAGACUAGAUGUAGCGGUUUUGCUAUUCAGAAGGGUUGGCUCAGUAGUAGUCCGGAAAUUCGCGAAGCGCUAGACAAAGUCGGUAGGCAUGAGCAUGAGCGUGCUUCCGUGGCCGGCAGGGCAGUAGCUGAGACUGCUGUGUAUCCUCAGAGUUUUUGUAGGUCUUUUGCGAAGGUCUUGAUGAAGUCCCGAGUUGACCGAUGCAUGACUGUCCAAAAUCACCCUGAAGAGCCGAGUCAGCAAACUAGCGAACUCAAAGAAACCAAAGAGCCCCAAUGGAACCCCAGUAUCCUGAAAGAAAAGCUGAGAGUGAUACAUGCUAAUCUAGGUCAUCCCUCAAAUCAAGUUCUUGUUCGCAUGCUCAAAGACGCUCGGGCCUCAGAGGACCUGAUUAAGCUGGCAGCCAACUAUGAAUGCCACCAUUGUGCCAAGAGAGGGCACGCCAAUCCCCAUCGCACAGCGCAGGUGCCACAUGCGACUCGCAAGUGGGAAGUAGUUAGUGUCGACACCUUUUGGUGGCACAGUCCUCACAAAGACGCCCAGGGUAAUCCCAAAGAACAUGUGUUAGGGGUUUCGUGGUUGGAUGAGGCCAGUGAUUUCCACACUGCUUUAGGUGCCUUUCGAGACUCAGGACUUCUGGAUUGGAUUGAGGCACAAGCCAUUAAGGUUAGUGUCAUUGCGGGAGAGGCCGCUUGGCAGGUUGGUAAGCACUCUAGACACCUUGAAGUCCUGAAAGAGAACAUGUCUUUGCUGUCCUUGGAACUGGGGCCAAACGUUGCAGCGCAGGAGCUUCUUGAGCUUUGUUUGGCAUCUAAGAACGAGAUGCACCAGGACAGGAGACCUUUGAAGAGUCCUUACAAAGAUCCGAAGCGGCACGAAGGACUUUCCUGCAAGCAGAUAGCCGGCGCAGGAUCCAUCGCGCCGCGCGAGGACGUGCGCGCAAAAGCGAAAACUUUCAGGAUUUGGCCGAAGAACCUGAAGACUCAGAGAUACAUGAGCACGAGCCGGUCGUUCCUGGCCCAAGUGAACCGACGCCAAGUCCUGCUCCCCCUUUCCGUAUCUUCGGGAAACAGCCACCUCGCCAUGGGCAGCCAGAACAACCCCCUCCUACAGGCGUUCAAUGCCAAGGUCACCGAGAGCCAGAAGGAGAAGAAAUUGAAGGCGGAAGAGACCGAACGCGAACGCUGCCUCAACAUGGACCUCAAGGACCUAGCCCAGGAGAAGAUCACAGUCGGGAAGUACAAGGGCCGAACAGUGCAAGAAGCGAGUCAGGACCCCAGCUACGUGAAGUGGUUGCUGGAGCAUCAGGAGGACAACACGAACUUCAUCAAGCUCAUCGUCUACAACGAGAAGACCCUGUGCAGCGUCAAGGUGAUCACGAAGAGUUCUGGAAGCGAGCCGACCAGAUCCGAGAUGAGCACAGAGCCCGAAGAGACGAACGAGUGGCUGAAGAUCGUCGACGAGGUCAAUCCCAGAGCCAUGGCCCAGAUGAUCGCGAUGCUCAACGGGACAGUGGAACAUCUCAAGGGCCGAAUCUCCCAGCUGGAAGAGACCGUCAUUCAGCAGCAGCAGGCACUAUACCAGAUUAUGUCCCAAGCGCAGGUGACGGACGAAAAGGCCGAAGCCGCGAACCAGCGCCUGACCGUCAUGGAAGCAUGGAUGGCCGAGAAGAAGUGUCUUGAGAACCUGAAGUUUGGAUGCUUUGAGUGGCAACGAGCCUCCGCUGAACCCCUGUGGGAAAGCCUCCAGGAGAAGAAGCCUAGACGUAUCACGUAUGCUAAGGAACAACCUGGUGAAGGCCGGGACCUUGAAGUUCACUUUAGCACUGCCCUCAAUAGCUCUCACGAAGUCAUCGAGAUUGCCUUGGAUCUUCAACCUCGUGAUGUUCAUAAGAUCAACCAUCGAGGCAGUCCUGUUUGGGUUUUGAAUGACAAGCCCAAGCGUCGCGCGGAAGUUCAGUUUAGGCAUCUUGAGGAUAGUGACAAACUUGACUUUAUGAAGGCCAUGCAAGGUGAAUUGAGCUCGUAUUUAGAACAUGAAGCUGUUGCCAUUGCAAAGAGACACAAUGUUCCGGCAGCUAGAGUCAUGGGCAUGCGCUGGGUCCUGUCGUGGAAGGCUGUCACUAACGAACAGGGUGAGGUUACCGGACAGAAGCCGAAGGCUAGGUUGAUCAUCAAGGGUUAUCAGGAACUUCAGAAGCAAGGAUGGACGCAGUCUCGACUGGAACCGUGUGUAUGGCGUCUCUACAACACUGACAGGUAUGCUGAAGGGAUCAAUGAGAUUCCCCUAAGUAAAGUCCGGAAGGAACAGCCCGAAUUGGAGGUAACCGAAGACGAACGCAAACAGUUUCGAGCAGCUCUGGGAGCACUCUCCUGGAGAGCCACGCAAUCGGCUCCAUGGCUAGCCGCCAGCGUUUCCUAUCUGCAAGGAUGUCACAAAGCCGCCAAGGUGGGAGAUCUCAUUCAAGCCAACAAGCUGAUCCGAAUGCAACGGAUUUAUAGUCAACAAACACUGUAUUUUCCGUCCGAGAUUUCCGAACCGGUUUUGCUUACGUAUCAUGAUGCUUCGUACGCUUGUCGUCGUGAUGGAUCAUCCCAGGGUGGCGUCUUCACUAUGCUGGUUGACAAGUGUGUUCUUGCAGGGAAGGUAGGUAAGUACUCUCCUCUAGGCUGGCAGUCCCGAAAGCUCCCCAGAAUCUGUAGGAGUUCUACUGCGGCUGAAAUUCAAACAGGUAGCCAUGCCAUGGAUACUCAUGAGUUCACCAAACAACUUCUCCUAGAGUGGUACAAUCAGCAGGUGAUUGACUAUAAAGACAUGGACAAGGCACUCCGUCGUUUCCAGUCCGUCGUGGUUACUGACAGUAAAAACCUGUAUGAUUCUGUGCAUAGGAUUGAAACCAGUGGUCUUCAACUGGAAGAACGACGAUUAGCCCUGGAGGUUUUGUCCAUACGCGAGCGCAUCAAGUCUGCUGGGAUGCAUUUCAAAUGGGUCGAUUCAGAUCAACAGCUUGCUGAUAACCUGUCCAAGCCUUUCUCUUUUCAGACUCUCCUUACUGCCAUUCAUAAAGGGGAACUUUGUUUACAGUUUCAUUCGCAGUUUGUGUCUGCGAAGAAGAAGCGGGCCUGGAAGAACAAGACGAGAUCUAAAGUAGACUCCGACUCUGACGAGCCCGUGCCGGGCAAGGCAAUACCUCUUGAGCUCAACCUGGCUUCCCUGAGUUCUGUGCGUGCCUUCGCGUCGCAGUGGAGCUCGGAGAUCAAGCGGCCAAUCGACAUCCUUGCGUGCAACGCAGGACUGGCUUUGGGCCAAGAUGCCAAAGAGCCGCAGCUAACCACGGACGGAUACGAGCUGACGGUUGGUACGAAUCACCUUGGCCACUUUCUGCUCGUGAACCUCCUCGAGAGUCAGCUGGCUGCCACGGCGCGCAUCGUGGUCACCGCCUCGUCCGUGCACAACCCGAAGACGGGGGACCCCGGGGCACAGGCCACGCUGGGCGACCUCUCCGGGCUGUACCAGUUUGGUAAGGGUGCAUCAAUGGUGGACGGUGGCGCUUACGACGCGCAGAAGGCUUACAAG
This is a messenger RNA of Symbiodinium natans, 5370 nucleotides long. The record is from the annotation of a GenBank genome assembly. NCBI's taxonomy places the organism in Eukaryota, Dinophyceae, Suessiales, Symbiodiniaceae.